Molecule: messenger RNA, 495 nt
Organism: Rotaria sp. Silwood2
Lineage: Eukaryota; Metazoa; Rotifera; Eurotatoria; Philodinida; Philodinidae
Source: the annotation of a GenBank genome assembly
AUGCAAAUAUCAUCUCUUCCAAUCGACUCAUCCAUAACAGCUGACCUCUCUACCAUCGAUCAUCAUAACUAUCUUAACCAAAAAAUUAAAUCCUGGUGGGAGAAGACUCGAGACCAAUAUGAUCUUGAAAACCAUGUACUUGCUGAACCUGAUGAUUAUCAGAUUAUUAUUAAUGACAAGUCAGCAAUUAUAACAUGUUGUUGCAAUAAAAAAAUUUAUAUUUCAAUGCCGAACGAACGAAAACAUUAUCAACUUAGCAACUUCUACAAGCAUCUAACUCAAAAUGGUCAAUGUACAGCUAUCGAACGAAAGCGUACCAGAACAGAAUCUGAUAUUGAUGAUGAUUCGAUUGCCUCGUUUUCCUCAUCACGUUCUUCUAAUCUAUCAAAUCGAUUUCAUGCAAAGACAACGAUUAAAGAUAGUCAACAGUUGACAAAAUCAGUUAAUAAUUCAUCCCAUUCGAUUUCAAAACACAAGCGGCAUCGAACAUCAUAG